Molecule: messenger RNA, 797 nt
Organism: Lingula anatina
Lineage: Eukaryota; Metazoa; Brachiopoda; Lingulata; Lingulida; Lingulidae
Product: ufm1-specific protease 2
Biological process (GO): proteolysis
Cellular component (GO): endoplasmic reticulum; nucleus
Molecular function (GO): deUFMylase activity
Source: RefSeq, a predicted model, not a curated record
GGUUUAAUGUAUGUGGAGUGUACUGUAUUUCACCAGCAGUUACAUCAGAAUCUGCACUCGUCAAAGAGAGCAGAAAAAUACUGACCCUGGGAAUUGAGGAUGUCCUCCAAGGCAAAAACUUCCUGGUGUGUCACCUGGACAAGGGUAACCCUCUGGUGACAGAGGACACGGUACAUCUGUGUAAUGUACAGGACAAUGAGGUGGUCAGGGUUAAAGUACACAGGGCCCAGGAGGACAGCCUUAGUUUUGAAGAUAGUCUGAUAUUUAGGCUACGACCUCGACUACAGCUGAGGUUUGAAAAUGUACACUUACCAGAUAAGUGUCAAGAAAAAAUUGCCAUAGAAAUAGAAGACCUUCAAGACAGGUUACAGUCCAAUGCAGCAGUAUUCCACAUUCAAAACAGCUCAGUUUUAUUAUCCAAUCAAAGUGAGAAUGAUUCUUCUUUAAGUACUUUGAACACAGAAGGACUGACUUGUGCAGAUCUUUUAAAUUACAUUGAUGAUGAAGAAGAAGGAAGUAAUGCAGGUUCCAAAAAGAAAAAGAAGAGCAGAAGUGAGAAUCCAGUGGGUGUCAAUGUCCUGUUCCAAGUGACAGGUGACCUUGACACUGGUAUAGGAUGUGCCCCCAUCAUCCACUACGAACACAAGGACUUUGAGUUAGUUGAGCUGGAUCUCCCUCUAGAUGUGCUGGUCCUGAUCUCACAGAGAAUGCCUCUCCAGCAGAUAGUGCCAGUGUUAGUGGAGGGGCUGUGUAGACAACUGGACGCCAUGCACAGGUGUAUCUGUAAACACAAACAG